GGACACAUUUGCCUCUCCCUCCCUCUCCAGACCUGCAGCUGAGUUCACUUGCUGUUCGUUUAGUUUAGAGUCUGUUUGUUUCUCUGGUGACGGUUGAGACCAAUUCAACACCAGUCACAUGUCUUCUUUAAACUUAUAAUUCUUUAUAAAGCGUCAGUUGAUCCAGACGAUGCCCCGGCCGGGUCUGCGCUGCCCGGGCUGCGGCUCCUCCAACAUCAUCGACGAUGACCUGCACUGUCAGACCCAGCUGGUGUGCGUGGACUGCGGGGCGGUGGUGUCCGAGGGGUCGCUGGUCAAUGAUGUGGUCGGAGGAGCAGAUGUCAGCUACAGCCAAACCACAGCCGUGGCCAGAAAACCAUGUCCAAACCUGCUAUACGGUGUACAGCGUGUGAGAGCAAUAUGUCGGACUCUAAGGGUCAACCAUGAAAUCGAGACUCUCUCACAGACCAAUUUCACACAGGCCUAUCAGCAUGAACAUUUCAUCAACGUGAGCCUCCAGAGGAAGGAAGUUCUCGCUGGCUGCUGUGUGCUUGUUAGCUGCAGACUGCUGAACUGGCCCAUCACCAUGGGAACCAUCAGCUGCCUGCUGGAUGCCGACCCAAUGGUGGUGGGAGCAAUUUAUAAAGAAAUGGUCCAGACUCUCAACAUCACAGCUCCGACAAUAAACAUCACUGAUGUAAUGGAGGCCCACAGUCAGGAGUAUAAAAUUAGCCCUCUUCACGCUCCUGAAGAAUUGGCCGCAGACCCUAAGCAGUUGAACAAGCGAGCAGUGGCUCUUGUGGAGCUGGCAGCGGAUACCUGGAUCGUUACUGGCCGUCAGCCCGUCCCCAUCAUGAUGUCGGCAAUCUAUUUGAGUUGGCAGUCGCUGAAACCCACCAAGCAACGGCUGAAACUCACUCUGGAAAAAUUCUGUAAGAUUGCCAAAGUGAAUAAGCACAAGGUUGCCUUGAAGAGAGUAACUGAGAUGAAGGAGGUGCUGUGUAAGCUGGGCAAGGAACUCCCCUGGAUCAGGGAGGACGUGACUCCAGAGAACGUGGUUAAACAUGUGGAGGAUAUUCUGCAGCACAGGUUCGCCCUGCUAAGGAGGGCUCUGAGAACCCAUGAGGAAACUCGGCUGGAGGAGGGUCGGACCAGCUGUGAGGACUCUGUAAAUGAGAAGAGCGCUCCAUCUGAAAUCCCAAAUUCCUCCUCUGUGAAACGAUGCGAAGUAAGAUCUGAUAUGUCCGAGCAACCAGGAGACGCAGAUGAUAAUCCAUGCACGGCGCCUGAGCCCCUCGGAGGCACUCAGGGGAACCAAGAGCCAAACUGGGGGAAGAGAGCGCUGUUUGCUCCCCCGUGUGUGGUUCACCCCAAGAAGAGGAGAGCGCCACAUCCAGAGUCCAAAGAAGUGACUGGUGAUGAAGAAAUCUGCGACAUUGAAAUUGACUCAUACAUUCGCACGCCUCGAGAAGUGAGAGACUUCGCCCGAAUGCAGGAGAUGUUGUCUGAAAAAGAGACCAAUGCAAAUGAAACUCAUUGAUAUUUUGUUAAUAAAAUGUUGCUGCAACGUU
This is a messenger RNA of Hippoglossus stenolepis (Pacific halibut), 1550 nucleotides long. RefSeq names its product BRF2 RNA polymerase III transcription initiation factor subunit (gene brf2). Gene Ontology annotation, biological process: transcription initiation at RNA polymerase II promoter; transcription preinitiation complex assembly. Bases 170 to 1519 code for a protein of 449 amino acids. The transcript is spliced from 4 exons. Lineage: Eukaryota; Metazoa; Chordata; Actinopteri; Pleuronectiformes; Pleuronectidae. Gene Ontology annotation, cellular component: transcription preinitiation complex; nucleus. The record is from RefSeq and is a predicted model, not a curated record. Gene Ontology annotation, molecular function: RNA polymerase II general transcription initiation factor activity; TBP-class protein binding.